AUGGCAGCAAACACCCUGACCCCCAGCCAGUUCAACACCUUGUUCAACUCCCUCACUGCCAUCGACCGCCGCCUCAGUCGCAUCGAGGCUGUCCUCAAGAUCAGCCAGAACCCAAACUUUGGUGGUGGUGCAGCACCUAGCGGUGGUGGGGGCCCAGCCCAGGUCCCGGCAGGAGGAGGAGUCAGCGGCGUUGCGCCGGCGUCAGCGGGACCACCCGCUCCUGGUGCCCCUGGCGGCCCGCCGCCUCCACCACCACCGCAAUCAUUAUCACAGGGGGGUCAACAACAACCACCCCAACAGCAACAGCAGCAGCAGCAACAACAAAGUCAACAAUCCCAACCUACGCAGCCGCAACAACACCUCGCAUACCAGCAACAUGCCAUCCCACAACAACCCCAACAACCCAUAAUCCCCCUCGAACCCCCACCCCCCAACUUCGUCAUCAACUCCCGCGCCGCGAUGCAAGCCACCCUCGACGCCUGGACCCUCCCGCGAGGCUACUCUAUGCGCAUCGCCGGCGCAAAAGUAACUGGCAAGCGAAAAGUCCGCUGGGUCUGCUUUCGCGGCGGCGAAGCCCGCCACCACCGACCCCCCGUCGACCCCUCGGUGUUUGUCAAGGCCAAAGAGGAAGGCAGGCGCAAGCCCACUACCGAUAGAACGUCCAAGAAAUGCGGCUGUCUCUUCAAGUUUGAGGUCAUCGAGACAGCUAAGGAUUCUGACGUCUGGGUGCUGCAUUACCCCAACGAGGAACAUAAAGUCCAUAAUCAUGGACCGAGCACCGACACCAGCGACCCGAGGGCGAGGAAGCUGCCGGAUUUCGUGAGUGCCGAGGUGGACGGCUGGUUGAGGGAGGGGAGGUUGGUGAGCCAGAUUCAGGAGGAGCUUAGGAGGAGGGGGUAUGUCAAUGUGUUGAAUACGGAUUUGUAUAACCGGAAGAGGUUGUUGAAGAAGGAGGAGAGUCAACAGCAGCAGCAGGGGAAUCAUGCGCAAGGGGGUGGGCAGACCGGACAGCAGGUUGUGAGGUGA
This is a messenger RNA of Podospora pseudopauciseta, 1026 nucleotides long. RefSeq lists its product as uncharacterized. The transcript has a single exon. NCBI's taxonomy places the organism in Eukaryota, Fungi, Ascomycota, Sordariomycetes, Sordariales, Podosporaceae. Bases 1 to 1026 code for a protein of 341 amino acids. The record is from RefSeq and is a predicted model, not a curated record.